This is a messenger RNA of Schistosoma spindalis, 2963 nucleotides long. The record is from the annotation of a GenBank genome assembly. NCBI's taxonomy places the organism in Eukaryota, Metazoa, Platyhelminthes, Trematoda, Strigeidida, Schistosomatidae.
GUUUUUAAGGAUGGAGUCAACUUUUAAAGUACUCAGAAGUCAUCUUGUCUCAAAUUUCAUAGAUAUUUUCGCUUGUUCACGCCCUAUGUUUUCUUUUUGAGCAUGCCAUGCAAUUUGAGACCGGAGUUUGUGCAUGUGAAAAGCAUACCGUUGUGUCUUCUAAAGAGGCAAAUUAUGAAUGUGGAGUUGGUCAAUUUCCAUCAUCAUCUUCGACUGAUAAAAAUCCACCUCCCAUCCCACCAAAAGCUUUUAAACAUAUUCCCCCCCUUCCUCCAAAACAUACAUCUCGUCCAGUUCGACAAAUAAAACAUAGAUGUAUAAAAUGUGAACCAACUGUCAACUUGGAAAACCCGAAUUUUCCACCCAUUGGUCGCUUACAAGACGUUUGUGCGGUAUGCAGGCGAAGCGGUUUGCAUCCACACUCUACAUGUGACGUUGAGUCAAUCGAUAAAUCUCAGAAAGAUCCAGUCGACUCUCUACCGGGUCACGAGGAUGUAAACUACAAAAAAUGCAUUGAAUGCCCUCAAACACCUAACAGUAACAGUAUAAAGUUCCAGUACUCGUCGCACCAAAAAAAUGAAACAAGUAGACCAGGUAAAAUCUCAUCUGAUGAUAAUGGAAAUUCCUGUUUGUUUACGUUCGAUAAAAAUAUUUCUGAUGCAAAAAUCACACAGCCAUCCAUUUGCAAGCGAUUCACAAAACAACAUAUUUGUCAGGGAGUCUCGAAACAUCAAGAACUUAACUUAUGCGAGCUCGGAAGGGAUUCGAGUUCGACAUCUGACUUACCGGCAUCAAACUGUGCCUGCUCUGCUAACAUAUGGGGUCUUAAUGGUGGUAGUAAACUAGACUCUAGCUAUGCAUCUAACCGAGGAUGCUUUUCCUCAGAAUAUCGUGGACUCAAUUUAAUUUCAGAUCAUUCUGCUGGCCGAAAGAUUUCUCGGUAUCACCAGGAGCAAGGUGAUACAAACAAAACAAGGUGCGGCAGUUUACAAUGGAUAUCUGACACUUUCCAACGUAUAUUUCAUGCUUCCAGGAGCUUCAAAUCUUCUAAAACAAAUUUUCUCCACCCAACAGAUGACUCAGUUGUAAAUGUAAAGAAUUUACCUCAUCUAAAUGAAGAUAGAUUUUGCAGGCGACUGAAACCACUUGUUCAUAAAAGGGAUCGCGAAUGGAAGAGGGAUAUUUUCGACCAGAAGUUUGGGGGUCGUUUCGUACAACAAAAGCGUUCUUUCAGCUAUAAUAGUUCUUUUAUUGAAGGAGUCAGAUUUAAUUCAUAUAAUCAGAAUGGCUGUGAAUCUAAUGCAACUCUGAAUCCCCGCGUUGACCACCAUUCACUUCCACCUAGAUCAGCAAACAGUCGGAGUUCCAUUAUUAAAUGUAGGAAUUCGCUUUUCAGUCCAGAUACAACAAGAAAACAUUUCGAGCGCCUUGAUAGUAUAAGCCCUUCAAACGGUCGAUUAAAACAGGUACAUGUAUCCAAAACCAUAGGAGCUGCCCAGUCCAGAUACCAGACUUCAAAUCAUCCAAAUAUGUGUAUAAACCAUAAAAGACCAGAGUCUGCCCUCGCAAUGAUUUGUGCUUGUUCUCCCUAUGUAUCCGGUCACGUAAACCAGCCGCUUGAUUCUACUAGAGAAUGCUUUUCUUGUAUGGGAAAUCAUUCCUCAUCUACAAAAGUUCCAGCUUGUGGCUGUCCCAACCACAAAAACCAUAGGUCUUGGUUAAACAGUCCAAAUUGUUCGGGUAUAUCGAAACCCCACAGAAGAAAAGAACAAAACAACGAUGAAGUUACUACUACUCAGUUCACUGAGGGGAUCCUUCCAUUAAACCCUGAUGUCUUACUGGUUAAAGAACAUGAAAAUAAUUCUAACUGUGAUACUACAAAUUCAGUUACUUCUCACCUUCCCUGUGAGGUUCCUGUCGAUUCCAACAAAAAUGUCUUAAACUGCACUGAAGGUAUCGAAUUUGGGGCACAUCCAACUACUAUAAUUGACAAGAAUGGUCAAAUUCAUCACGUCCAUCACAUACACCAUGUCCAUCAUGUUCAUCACCACCAUCAUCACCACGAAUGUGCAGAUGGUGUUUCCAAUGAUAUUGCAUCCUGUCCUCUUAGUCCAGUUACCAGUCCAGUUGUCUGUGACAGACAACGUCCACCGACAACAAUUGCAUCUGCCUUGGAAACGUGCACGGUAGAGGAAGCAGUAGUCAGUUCUCCAUCUUCCUGUCAGAAUCAGCAGGUUGGCGUUGCGGAACAAGUUCCUGUGAGCAGUUGUCAUACCUAUAACGCCUAUGAUGUUAGGGCGUCUGAUAGUAUAAGUACAACAGCGCCCAUCAGCUCAACACGCACAUCUAGCCAAAGGUUGUCAUCUGCGUUACAAGAUAGUCGAUCUUCAUUUCAUCGAAGCAUGUUAGAAUUGAGAAAGGUAAGAUAGUGCUGAUUUUUUCUAUUUUUUUAACACAUGAAUAUUUAUCACUAUAAGUCUCGACCAAAUUUAUCCGAGAAAGUAAAGCGCAAUGCUAGGGAUUUUGUGGCGUGCUUCUCUUGUUCUGUUCAUGUAGACGAAGUUCAUUUUUUCCCUCCUACCUUUGGCAAAAGCCAAACGAGCUUUUCGAAUGCGUGCUGAGAUUUCGUCAGACACCAACCCAUUAGGGCUGAUCAGACUUCCAAGAUAAGUGAAGUUGUCAAUGCGUUCGACUACUUCACUCCCUAUCCUUAGUUCAGGUGUUGACGAAGACCAGUCCUGAAGCAACAACUUGCAUUUAGAGAGAGAGAAGCGCAUCCCAAACAUUCUGGCAUUGUUGCUCAGUGCUACCAGAAGGCACUGCAUUUUAUCAGCGUCUUCACCAAACACGACUAUGUCAUCUGCGUAUUCUAAGUCGAUAAGUGGACCACCUGGUAGGAGACCAAUGCCCGAGAAUUCAGUCGAUGAGAGCGUUAUUUCCAUCAGGAGAUCUAUGAUAAAGUU